UUUGCUCAUUAUAUAGCAAGACGAUGAUAUUACAUAAAUUGUCGACAGAAUUGAAAAUUGUGUUGCUUGGAAGAAAUAAGCCUUAACAUUGUAUCUCAUAACAAUAGUCAACUGCUAUGCUUUUGUUGGAAGAUAGAAACAAUGUAACACUAGCUUUUAGUAGACCUUUAGUGUCAGAAUCCAUAAGGUCAUGUUUGUAGAGUAAAAUGUUCAGGAGACUUGAAGAAACUCAACUGCUCAGAUUCACUGAAUGGAAGGCCAGGAUGUACACAUCAUGUAUGAUGCACUUUUUCAAGUCUGUUAUGUUCACAUGGCCCAUCACACAAUCAGAAAACAAGUUGAUAUUUCAGAUAUGUGCCUACAGCUGGAGGACUAAAAUAUUUGUUCUUACUAAUUGAUCUUAAAGACAAAGCUGCCUAUGUAGUAAAUUGUUAGCCCCCAAUCGGGUGCAGUAAUAAGAUAAAUGGAUGCUUUAUUCAACGUGUGUUGACAAUGGUUGAAAUUAUUGAAAGGAAAACAUUACUGGCUGUGGCUAGAUAUGUUUAUAAUAACUUGAAUGUCAUGUCUUUAGAAAGUUUUGGGCUUGAACUUAUUUAAAAAUGUAACACAACUGGAGAAUAUUUCUGUUGCAAAAAAAUUCUACCACUGUGUAACCAUGGUAACAGUCCAUCCAUGGAAAUUUGUGGGUGGGAUUAGAUGAACAUUUCUCAGAAUGAAGCAAAAUCUACAGCAACAGAGGUAUUGACAGCCUUUACAACCUGACCAUGUUUCACUCCUCUCAUAUUCACAUGCCCAAUCGGCAUAGGCAGAGGUGUGCCCUGCGGACAUUUUUCCCAUCUUCCUCCUUCAGCCCGCCUGACUCCAAAGAACCACUACGUAGGGGAAUUCUUUUCUCUAGCAUUGCCACCAUUCUUCUGCUGGUGGGAGCCAUCCUCACGUGGCUUGGUUUUAAUGAUGUCUUUGGGGGUAAAAUUUCAAUGACUGGUCCACUGCUGAUUGCCUUAGCCCUACUGAUGUUGUUGUUGUCUUUCCGACAAUUUUUACUGGCUCGGAAAAGAAAUAGAACCUCCAAUUUAUCAGUGCAGAUGGAAAAUAUGAAUAAUGAUGGUGGAGCACCGGCCUAUGCAGAGAGUGAAGAUGUGAACGGUACGGCCACCAUUGUUGUUGAAAACUGGGAUGGGGAGGACAUGUACACCAAUGAGCUACACAUCACUGCCAGGAACCAAGAUGAGCUGGCCCCGCCCUCGUACACAGACAUUGCCCACAGCUACAGCAGCAACUGUCCCAGUUUCUUCAGCCAUGAUGACCAGAACGAGGCCCCUCCCACGUACGAUGAAAUAUGUGCUAGAAUGUUCUCAUACGGAAGUGAAUCUAGCAUUUCAAAUUUGGAAUUCUCCCAGACUAUCUCUCCAGUAGAACUGCUACAGAAAAACCUGCGUACUCAUGACGGAGAAACAGACAGUGGCGGUUUCAGUCAAUCGCUAGGUGAGACUGGGGGUGGGGUGGGUUCACACCUACCUGCAACCUCCCAUCUACCUGGGGGCGCUCAACAAAACUCGGAGACUUCACCCAGGAACAGAAACUUAUCUUUAAUUAUUUCCAGCAGUGAUAAUGAAGAAGCCGUGGAGCAUUCAGCGCAGUGUUGCCAAAGGUCCUUCUCAUCAAUUCCAUCCUACACCUGCCUGCUGAGUGAGUCAGGGGAGGUCUCAGCACAGGUCUACAACACAUCCUCCAUCAUUGAAGAAAUGAUGCCGCCUGCCAAGGACCAACAGCUGAUGAGCGAGCCGUCCAGCGUGCCGGCCCGCUCUCACUCAAUGUCCUCCGUCUUUGUGCCCAGGCAGGGAGUCCCCUACACCAACAUCCAUCUUCCACCCCUCCCCACAAGUGCAAUACUAGACGAGCCAAACGAGCAAGAGCCACCGCCCCACUUGUCAAGUAGCAAUCAGAGUGAGAACAUAUCCCAUCCAUUAUCUCCCUGCUAUGGCUGUCAGUUUAGAAAGGCCAGCGACUCAAACAUACUAGAUCUGAAGCACUCGGCGUUUUUAAACCAUGCAUCCCCCCAGCGCGGCCAUUCUUUGGAGUUCCACUCAAACUUUACCGUCAAUGCCCCGCCCAAUGUGGUGGGUGCACCAACUGUUACCCGACACAGCAGCUCGUCACUGGCACCACAGCAGGCACUCAGUGACUCUGGUCUUAAAGCCACCUCCCCCCCAGCCUUACAGCACAGAGCAAGCUUGAAGACGCCAGAUGUACAGGAAACUAUAUAGGCAGUGAAUUGUUUCAUCCAUUGUCUAGAUAAAUAAGUUACAGGA
This is a messenger RNA of Physella acuta, 2312 nucleotides long. RefSeq lists its product as uncharacterized. NCBI's taxonomy places the organism in Eukaryota, Metazoa, Mollusca, Gastropoda, Physidae. The record is from RefSeq and is a predicted model, not a curated record.